UGGGAGGGAGGGAUAAGAAAAGGGGAGAGGUGUGAGGCAGGAGAGCAGAAAGACAGGAGCUUUUUUGAAAGUCAUCAGACAGAUUCAGAGGAGGAGAGGGUGCUGCUGCAGCCAAGCUUCUGACUUCUGAGGAGUUUGAGCUCAGACAUGACUGAGAUGCAGCAUCCUGGUUUCUGAGCAUCUCCAGUUUGUGUGUGCGUGUGUGUGUUUUAAUGCGAGCGUGGAACCAUGGCGAGUGCUCAGCCGGGGGUCCAUGCUUUGAAACUCCAGCCUCCCUCCGUCUCACACACCCUGAGGAACGGAAGCAACUUCAUUAAAUGGGACGAGGAUUUGUCAACUGUCAGUCCAGUCACUCUGUUUGUGGACCCACAUGGAUUUUAUCUCUACUGGACCGACCAAAACAAGGACACAGAACUGUUGGACCUAACGUAUGUAAAAGAUGUCAGAACCGGCAGAAGCACCAAAACAGCCAAGGAGGCCAAGCUUCGGGAGCUGCUCGACGUCGGAAACCUUGUGGGUCGCUUGGAGAACCGCAUGGUUACCGUGAUUACAGCAUCAGACCUCGUAAAUGUCACCCAACUCAUUUUUAUUGCCUCUCAAGAGGACGAGGCCAAGCUGUGGUGUGAGGAGCUGUUUUCUGUGUCUUCCAACCUGCUGGGCCACAAUCUCAACAGAGACCAUAGUUUGCAGAAAGCGUACGUCAGGCUGACUCUUCAACCAAAUGCAGAGGGAAGAAUCCCCGUCAAAAACAUUGUUCGACAGUUUUCAUCCGACAGAAAGAAAGUGGAGAAUGCCCUGGAGAGCUGCAAACUGCCGUAUGGACGGGGUGAUGGCAUCAAACUGGAGGACUUCACUCUUGACGUAUACCGGAACUUCCUGGACAGUCUGUGUCCUCGUCCUGAGCUUAGCAGCAUCUUCAAACUGCAGGGAGGCGACGGCGGGACAAUGUCAGUGGAUCAAAUGACAGAGUUCAUCAAUAACAAGCAGAGAGACCCAAGACUUAAUGAAAUCCUCUACCCUCCCCUUCGCCCUGCGCAGACGCUCAGCGUGAUGGAGAGGUACCAGCAGGACCCAUCACAACUGAAGCAAGGCUUCAUUUCUUUCCAGGCUUUUUCCAGUUAUCUGUCCAGUGACGAGAAUGGAGUCAUUCCACCUGAGAAACUGGAUCAGUCUGAAGACAUGAACUUCCCUCUGUCCCACUACUUUAUUAACUCUUCACAUAACACGUACCUCACAGCUGGCCAGCUGGCAGGCAGCUCCUCGGUGGAGAUGUACAGGCAGGUUUUGCUGGCGGGGUGUCGUUGUGUGGAAUUAGACGUGUGGAAAGGACGAACCGCUGAGGAGGAACCGGUCAUAACCCACGGAUUCACCAUGACGUCAGAAAUCUCUUUUAAGGAGGUGAUUGAAGCCAUUGCAGAAUGCGCCUUUAAGACUUCCCCUUUCCCUGUCAUCCUCUCGUUUGAAAACCACGUAGACUCUUUGAAGCAGCAAGCUAAAAUGGCUGAAUACUGUCGAACUAUAUUUGGAGACGCACUUCUAAUUGAUCCUCUGGACAAAUAUCCUCUGGAGGCUGGCGUCCCCCUGCCCAGUCCUCAGGAGCUGAUGGGCAAAAUUCUCAUCAAGAACAAGAAAUCUCACAAACCCUCCAACAACACAGACACCAAGAGACUAAUUGACCAACCUGCCAAUCAGAGCAACGAACCGGCGUCUCCUAGCAACAACACGGGAGAGAUGGAGGCUGAGAGUGAGGAAGAUGAUGAUGAUGAAGAUGAUGAUGGUAAAAAGGGCUCUGCAGAGCGGGAGGCAGUGGCUACAGAGGAAAUGUCAACUCUGGUAAACUACGUCCAGCCAACCAAGUUCAACUCCUUCGAAGCGUCAAAAAAGGCAGCCCGCUGUUACCACAUGUCGUCUUUUGUGGAGACCAAAGCUUUGGAGCACCUCACAAAGUCACCAGUGGAGUUUGUCGAAUAUAACAAAUCCCAGCUGAGUCGCAUUUACCCAAAGGGAACCAGAGUGGACUCAUCAAAUUUUAUGCCUCAACUCUUCUGGAAUGCUGGAUGUCAACUGGUGGCUCUCAAUUACCAAACUAUUGAUUUAUCCAUGCAGCUGAACCUCUUCAUGUUCGAGUACAACGGUCAGAGUGGCUACAGGCUGAAACCAGAGUUCAUGAGGCGUCCAGACAAACACUUUGAUCCUUUCACAGAAAACACAGUGGACGGCAUCGUAGCUAACACUCUGUCUGUGAAGGUGAUUUCUGGCCAGUUUCUAACUGAACGGAAGGUGGGGGUGUAUGUGGAGGUGGAGAUGUUUGGACUUCCUGCAGACACCAGGAGGAAGGCUCUGAAAACCAAAACCUCCCAAAACAACAACGCCAUCAACCCAGUGUGGGACGAAGAGCCCAUCGUCUUCAAGAAGGUAAUUCUUCCCACUCUGGCCUGUCUGAGAAUUGCUGCAUUUGAGGAAGGAGGGAAGUUUAUAGGCCAUCGAAUUAUCCCCGUGUCUGCCAUCAGACCAGGUUAUCGUUACAUCGGUUUGAGGAACGAGAAAAAUCAGUGUCUAAUUUUGCCGGCGGUUUUUGUCUACAUUGAAGUCAAAGACUACGUCCCAGAUACCUUUGCAGAUGUGAUUGAAGCUCUGUCCAACCCGAUCCGAUAUGUGAACUUGCUGGAGCAGAGAUCCAAACAGCUGGCAGCUCUGACUCUGGACGACGUGGAGGAGGAGACGCAGACGGAGGAUGAGACUGAAAACGGAGCAGAGAGGAAAAACGAUCUCAAACAAGUUCCCCUGGAAAACGGACUCAGUCCCACAUCUGGUCCAGCAGGCCACACCCCCGUUGCCACAACACCCAAAGCCUCUGCAGCCAAUCAGCAAGCAGCAGCAACAGAUGUUUCCAAACCAGCAGCGAAGACUGAAGAUCUGGUUUUGAGCGUUUUGAUUGAUAUUCCAGCAUGCACCUUGGAGAGCCUGCAGCAGUCCAAGGUUUACCAGAAGGAGCAGAGACGCCAGUUUAAAGAGCUGAAGGAGCUGGUGAGGAGGCACCAGAAGAAAACCUCUGAGCUUCUCCGAGAGUUCAGCAACAAGUACAAGAAGGCAGCGAGGCAGUGCAGCAAGAGCAGGGGGUUGUGUUCUGAAAGUGAGAAAGACGAGCGUCUUCAGCAGCUGAAAGAUGAGCAGCAGCAGCAGCUUCUGACCCUGAGGCAGGAACAGUACUACAGUCAGAAGUAUCUACAGAGAGAACACAUUAAAACGCUGACUGAGAGACUGACUACUCUGGCUGAGGAGAGUCACAACGCUCAGAUGAAGAAACUCAAAGACAUCUGUGACAAAGAGAAAAAGGAGCUGAAGAGGCUAAUGGAUCGAAGAAGAACUGAGAAGAUCAACCAGGCAAAGACUAAAGAGAAACAUCUGGCUGAAGAAGAGAAGAAUGAGAUCAACAAAUCCUACGUCAAUGAAGUGGUUCAGAACAUUAAACGGCUGGAGGAGACUCAGACGAAACGCCACGAUCAGCUGGCAGAGCAGCACAACGAGCUCCUGCAGGAGAUACAGGACCAGAAACCAAAGCUGCAGGCGGCUGUGGAGGCCGAGUUUCAGGAGAAGUUCCAGCGUUUGCCCGGAGAGAUCCGAGACUUCCUGCAGGACAGGAAGAUGGAGGGUAGAUCCAACAGCAAGUCCAGACCAUCGACUCCACAUGAAACUCUGUCAGAAGAAGACUAAGCAGGAAACAGACGAGGAAAUAAUCCAGAGUAUGAAGACUGUUAGAUUUUUAAUGGGAAACAAUGACGUUUUUAUUUUGUGUGAUUUAAGCAUGAACUUUGUUACAGUUACUCACACAUCAUUUAGUCUUUUGUUCUACCAUCAGAGAGCUGUUUUUACUGCAUGACAUCUAUCUAUCUACCAUAAAACAAUAAAUUUGUUAAUAAUUAUUAGUGAGUUUUCAUUUCUGAUCGGUUUUUUUUUCUCUGACAGUAAGACACAUUUUGACAGCUGUUGGGUAAAAUGCUUUUUGUUUAUGUCAGUUGUUUUACUUGAAUCCGGUCACCUAAAUCAAACCCUUUUCUGCCUUGUUCCACUUGGUUGAAGUAACUUUUAGUUCAUCAUAAAAUCAGACCCUUGGAAAUUUUUUUGUUUUUAAACAUGAGACGUGGAGUUUUCUGGUGAGCUGUUGAACGUGACUGUUAAUUUAAGCCAUUUAUUGACGUCUGUGAUGUCUGAGGACAAACAAUGAGCUGCUAAAGACUAAAGUAGAAGUUUUGUCCCAUUUUUGUUGCCAUAGCUUCCCUGAAGCAGUGAUCUUCUCAGAACUGCCCUGAUGGAAGUUUAAAGUGAAGAAGCCUCAAAUGUUUGCUGCCACCGCAUGACCUGUUUUAAUGUGAAAUUUAUUCAUAAUCAGCUUUUUGACGAUGGAUUGAUUUAUUCAGUAUUAUUUCAUGAUAAUUAAACAAACUUCUGAGACAGUUUACCAGUUUCUUUGUAAAAAUGUAAGAUUUCUACAUCUUGAUCUUUGUACUGUGAUGAUCCUGAACUGAAUCUGCUGCAACAUUUUCCAUGUUUUUUUGUCUGAGUUUAUAAAUCUAAAGCCUUGCUGCGUAACACAACCACUUUUCUCUGUGAAUCAUUUCUGAAGGUUUGAGCCACCGAUAAACGCGUUUGAGUUUGUAAGUUAAGAUUCAUCCCGAAAUCUUGUUGAACGCAGCUCUGCUUUAGCAAUGAUACUGAGCAUGCUUUGUUGUCCUUAAUUCCUCCACCAGUUGAACUAUUUCUUGGGUUUUAUUGGAUGCUGUUUGAAGACAAUUGCAAAAGAUUAAAUUAUUUGAAUAAAAAAAUGGUCCUUUUUUAUUUAUUAGCUUUCAGCGUUCACAGAGAUGAACUGUUGAGUUCGUUCUGCCCUCAAGGGUUCAAGAAUCUCAUAUUACAUUCAUGUGCUGCCAAAUCAAACAGGCCUAUUUGGAAAAAAGCACAAGAUGGUGAAAUUAAUAUUUCUGCAGGGAGCAAAAGAAUGAUUACAAAUAACAAUAAAUGCAGACUGUUUUAAAAUGGACAUUUAAUAAGUAAAUUUGGCAUAAUUGAUUGGACAAACACCCACAUGACUCAUUCAAAGUGUGGUUAUUAUUAUAGAUUAACAGUCUGGACACUUUCAAAAAACAGCUAAAGACCCUCUGGGGGCAGGCGUUGCAGAUUUGCAACAUUAAAACCUACCUACCUGGUUACUCCACAUACGUAUUUCAUGAGCAUGUUUUAACUCAGAAGUACCCCUGAAGGACUUAGUUGUUCAUCCUUUUAUCAAAACUUAUUUUGAGCCUGAGAGAGUUA
Molecule: messenger RNA, 5310 nt
Organism: Nothobranchius furzeri (turquoise killifish)
Lineage: Eukaryota; Metazoa; Chordata; Actinopteri; Cyprinodontiformes; Nothobranchiidae
Gene: plcb1
Product: phospholipase C beta 1
Biological process (GO): lipid catabolic process; phosphatidylinositol-mediated signaling; memory
Cellular component (GO): cytoplasm; nuclear speck
Molecular function (GO): calcium ion binding; phosphatidylinositol-4,5-bisphosphate phospholipase C activity; calmodulin binding
Source: RefSeq, a predicted model, not a curated record